CUCUCUCUAACUCUCAAAUUCUCUCUCUAAGCUCCGGGAGCUAAACCCUUGCUCUCACUUCGAUUCACUCACAAACCCAGCCCCAAAAUCACAUAUUUGGAAUCCCUGAGACUCAAGGAACUCGAAUACAUCAUUGCAUGCAUCAUCGGAGCACCAUUUCAGUGAUCCACCCUUGCAGCCAAGAGUUUCAAGCUUCGAAACUCAAAACCCAGAGUUGGUGACCAACAAUCGACCCACCACCAAUUUUAGAUCAAGAUUCGAGCAUGCCUUAAAAGUAAAGCUUGCAUUCAAGUUUGGCUCUUUGAGUAGGACUUCAGGAUUGAAGACUGAAUUAUUGUAUUUCAGGAUCAUCUGUUCGACAGCAUGAACACAACUACUGCCAUUUUUUAGUCGUUAUCUAAACCACCGCAGUGCCAUAACGGUGGAUACCGCCAUGACAACCCACGAAGCCUCCUCUUCAUCCUCCUCCAAGUCAACACUUUGGAAUUACGACGUGUUCUUGAGCUUCAGUGGUGUAGACACACGCAAUGGUUUCACGGGCCACCUCCACGCGGCAUUAACAGACAGGGGAUACCAGGCUUAUAUUGAUGAGGACAAUCUAGAAAGAGGGGAAGAAAUAAAAGAGGAACUGUUCCGGGCAAUCGAAGAGGCGAGGAUCUCUAUCAUUGUCUUCUCAAAGAGUUAUGCGGACUCUCGUUGGUGUCUUGAUGAGCUGGUGAAGAUCAUGGAGUGCAGAUACAAACUGGGGCGACGUGUUUUGCCAAUAUUCUAUCAUGUUGAUCCUACACAUGUUAGGAAGCAGAACGGAGAUUUAGCUCAAGCAUUUCAGAAGCACGAAGAGGGCAUCCGUGAAGAAAAAGAUGACAAGGAACGUGAAACUAAACAAGAAAGGGUAAAGCAAUGGAGAAAGGCUCUUACAGAAGCAGCAAAUUUGUCUGGCCAACAUCUCCAAAUCACUGACAAUGCGCCCGAAGCAAAGCUUAUUAGAGAAAUUGUUGGCAAGAUCAUUCCGGAAUGGCUUCCAAGCGCAAACGAAUUAAAUGUGGCCAAGCACCCGGUUGGAAUCAAUUCUCGCAUUCAAGAUAUUAUCAAUCAUCUUUCAAGUGGUGGAUCAAAUGACGUUGUCAUGGUUGGAAUUUGGGGGAUGGGUGGAUUGGGUAAAACAACAGCUGCCAAAGCCAUUUAUAACCAAAUUCAUCAUAAGUUCCAAUUCAAAAGUUUCCUUGCCAACGUUAGUGAAUAUGAUCUGGUUGAUUUGCAAGGAAAACUUGUUUCUGACAUCUUGAAACAGACUGAGUCUAAGAUAACCAGUGUUGAUCGAGGUAUGAGUCUGAUAAAAAAUCAUCUCCAACGUAGAAGCGUACUUGUCAUUAUUGACAAUGUAGACAAAGUGGAACAACUAAAUGCAAUAGCUGGAAAUCGUGAUUGGUUUGGCCCAGGAAGUAGAAUUAUCAUAACGACACGAGAUGAACGUUUACUAAAGCAAGUGAACAUGACAGUGGACAAGACAUAUCCGCUUAAGGAAAUGAUUGAAGAAGAAGCUCUGAAGCUCUUUAGUUGGCAUGCCUUUGGAAAUAGUUGGCCUAAUGAAGGAUAUCUUGAACUCUCAAAAGAGGUUGUUUCUUACUGUGGUGGUUUGCCACUAGCCCUUGAAGUUUUAGGUUCUUCUAUGAUUGAAAGAACCCCAACAGAGUGGAAAAGUCAGUUGGAGAAAUUGAAAAAAAUUCCUGAUGAGGGAAUAAUGAAAGCGCUAAGAGUAAGCUUUGAAAGGCUAGAUCCUACACAGAAGGAUAUAUUCCUUGACAUAUCUUGUUUCUUUAUUGGAUGGGAUAAGGACCAUGUCGCAAAAAUAUUAGAUGGGUGUAAAUUUUAUGCAACAGCAGGAAUUUGUGAUCUCCGUGAACGAUGCCUUAUAACUGUUGAAGACAACAAGUUGAAUAUGCAUGAUUUGCUUCGAGAAAUGGCCAAAGUAAUCAUAUCUGGAAAUUCCCGUCGUCCCCCUGGAGAAUGGAGCAGGUUGUGGAUCCCUGGAGAUGUCUAUGAUGUACUAACAAAUAAAUCUGGAACCAAAGAAGUUGAAGGACUUGUUGUAGGUUUCCCUGAUCUUCUGUCUCCAAGUAUCAGUACAGAAGCAUUUGCCGAUACGUGGCAACUGAUACUGUUCCAGCGCAUUAAAGUGCAGCUCCAUGGAGAAUUCCCUUUAAAGUCUAGUUGUAUCAGUACAGAAGCAUUUGCUAAUAUGAAGAAACUGAGACUGCUCAUGCUCAAGAACGUGCAGCUCAAUGGAGAAUACAAACAUCUCCCCAAAGAGUUAAUAUGGUUGUGUUGGGAAGGAUGCCCUUUAAAGUCCAUACCAGAUGACUUCUUUGAUCAACCAAGAGCACUAGUUAUUUUAGAGAUAACGCACAGCAGACUGGUACAAGUUUGGGAGGGCUCCAAGUCGCUUGGAAACUUGAAAAUCCUUAAUCUCAGUUAUUGCCUUGACUUAAAAAAAUCACCAGACUUUUCAAAUCUCCUAAAUCUUGAAGAGUUGAUAUUGGAAUGGUGUAACAGUUUGUCCGAGAUUCACCCCUCCAUUUGUCAUCUUAAAAAACUUUCUUUGGUGAACCUCACAGGCUGCCAGAAUCUUAUUUCUCUUCCUGGGGAUUUCUACAAGUCCAAAUCCGUUCAGACUCUUGUUCUUAAUGGAUGUCAGCAAUUCAGUGAACUGCCCGAGGAUUUAGGGAAGAUGACAUCAUUGAGAGUACUUAUAGCAUCUUCCACAGCCAUAAGACAAGUACCCUGUUCCAUAGUAAGAUUGAAGAAUCUCACUCAUUUAUCUCUAGCGUCUGUGGAAUCGAAGUUUACUUUGCAGUUUCCCAAUUCGUUAGACGGAAAUUUAGAUCUCUCAAAACAUUAUUUUCAUACCCUACCCAGCCUAUGUGGUCUUUCAAAACUUGAAAAUUUGCAGUUAAGUAACUGCUGUAACCUUCAUACCCUACCCGGCCUGAGUGGUCUUUCACAACUUAAAACUCUGGAGUUAAAUCACUGCAGUAACUUAUACACCUUACCCAGCCUCAAUGGUCUUUCAAAUCUUAAAACUCUGGGGUUAAGUCAUUGCAGUAACUUACACACCCUACCCAGCCUCAAUGGUCUUUCAAAGCUUAAAACUCUGGGGUUAAGUCGCUGCAGUAACUUACACUCCCUACCCAGCCUCAAUGGUCUUUCAAAGCUUAAAACUCUGGAGUUAAGUCACUGCAGUAACUUACACACCCUACCCAGCCUCAAUGGUCUUUCAAAGCUUAAAACUUUGGAGUUAAGUCACUGCAGUAACUUACACAUCCUACCCAGCCUCAAUGGUCUUUCAAAUCUUAAAAUUCUGGGGUUAAGUCAAUGCAGUAACUUACACACCCUACCCAGCCUCAAUGGUCUUUCAAAUCUUAAAACUCUGUGGUUAAGUCACUGCAGUAACUUACACACCUUACCCAGCCUCAAUGGUCUUUCAAAGCUUAAAACCCUGGAGUUAAGUCACUGCAGUAACUUACACACCCUACCCAGCCUUAAUGGUCUUUCAAAUCUUGAAACUCUGGAGUUAAGUCACUGCAGUAACUUACACACCCUACCCAGCCUCAAUGGUCUUUCAAAGCUUGAAGGUAUGGAGUUAAGUCACUGCAGUAACUUACACACCCUACCCAGCCUCAAUGGUCUUUCAAAUCUUAAAACUCUGGGGUUAAGUCAAUGCAGUAACUUACACACCCUACCCAGCCUUAAUUGUCUUUCAAAUCUUAAAACUCUAUGGUUAAGUCACUGCAGUAACUUACACACCCUACCUAGCCUCAAUGGUCUUUCAAAUCUUAAAACCCUGGAGUUAAGUCACUGCAGUAACUUACACAUCCUACCCAGCCUCAAUGGUCUUUCAAAUCUUAAAACUCUAGGGUUAAGUCACUGCAGUAACUUACACAUCCUACCCAGCCUCAAUGAUCUUUCAAAUCUUAAAACUCUGUGGUUAAGUCACUGCAGUAACUUACACACCCUACCCAGCCUCAAUGGUCUUUCAAAUCUUAAAACUAUGUGGUUAAAUCACUGUGGUAACUUACACACCCUUCCCUGCCUCAAUGGUCUUUCAAAUCUUGAAACUCUGGAAUUAAGUCACAGCAGUAACUUACACACCCUACCCAGCCUCAAUGGUCUUUCAAAUCUUAAAACUCUGGAGUUAAGUCACUGCAGUAUCUUACACACCCUACCCAGCCUCAAUGGUCUUUCAAAGCUUGAAGGUAUGUGGUUAAGUUAUUGUUCCCAGCUUCAUACAAUCUAUGAUUUACCAACAAAUUUGAAAUUUCUGGAUGCUUAUGGUUGCUGUUGUUUGGUAAAAAUGCCCAAUUUUUCGAAAAUGUCAAAUAUGAGAGAACUGAAUGUAACUGGUUCACACGCACUCACAGAGAUUCCGGACUUGGAUAAGUCAUUAAACUCCAUGAAAUGGAUUGUAAUGCAAAAGUGCACCAAUCUCACAGCUGAUUUUAGGAGGAAGGUCCUAAAGGGAUGGACUUCUUACGGAUAUGCUGGCAUUUUUCUCGAUGCGAAUUAUGUUCCUGAUUGGUUCGAGUUUGUCAACGAUGGUGAUAAAGUCAGUUUUGAUACCCCCCAAGUGAUGGUCGUAAUUUUGAAGGGUUGACUCUGUUAUGCUUUUAUCACUUAACUUGUCCCUCAAGCCCUUCUAUGAGCUUUAAAUAUUGUCAUCCUCGUGGCAGUAUUGAUAUAAAUAAUACCAAGCGUACUGAGUUGCAAACCUGCAUAGGCAAGGAAGAUUGGGUUAUAAAAAUGCACGAUGGUUUACCUGAAAAAUGUUUUCUUUGGCAGGGACAAAUGUCCAACGAUAAGUUCAAUUUGCAAAGCGGGGAUAAAGUUGAUAUAGCCGUUGGAAUGCCAGAGACAUGCUAUAAUUCUUAUUAUGCAAUAAUUAAGGGAAUAGGGGUUAAUCUAGUAUGGGACAAACCUAUGAAGGAAAAUAUGCACGAUUUUGAUGGUGAUGGUAUGUUUUUGAUCCAGAGGCACAACCAAGGUGGUGAUGCAUCGUCAUCAUCACAUGUUUGAGUCAGAUCACAAUCACUUCGUCAAACGCCUCUUUCAGAUUUCGAUUUCUCAGUUCAAUAAAUGAAGGCAAGUCCAUACUUCAUACUUCUUUCAAAUUUCAAGUUUCCCUGCGUAGCCACCGCGGCAGUUCUUUUUCCCGGUAAUAUAACCGAAACAUCAAGUGUAGUCCGGUCCAGAAGCACAAAAAAAAAAUCCCUCUCUCUACACUGACAGUCACUCUCAAACGGAAGUAAUGGGAAGCUUAUUGCGAGGAGCGACCCAAUUCGAAGGGCAGCGUCCACCCAAUUGGCGUCGCCGUCAUCACCCUCCGUCGCCUGCCGAGCUCUCAACGCCAUGAACCUGGAUAUGGAUGUGAAAUACAAGGGCUAUCUGGAUGAAUGGGAAGUGUGUUCUUGUUGAUAGCUGUUCGGCUCAUGCCUUUUGUGGCGGCGGUGAUGUGAAGCAGAUCACGGCCAAAAACCAACCACCGAAUAUGAUUGAGGUCUAAUUGUGUCCUUGUAACCAUAUAUUAUAACCUUACACAGUUUUCUAAAUUCCAGAUAAUGUAUUCACUGCUGAGUAUUCUCUAAUAUGCAAUAUCUCCGAGUACAAGAAGCCCAUAUAAGCUUCAUGGAUGGCAUAACAGUGGGCUUUGGUAUUGGCCUAUCAGGUCACAGUCGCUACCGGAUCAUUACAGAGGCAUUAUUGCCCGAGAAUGGAAUUGGUUUGUUCCCAGAUGGGUUUUCACAUAUAGAGGCAAAGAGUCUGGGAGGAGUAUCUGCAGUUCCCAGGAUCCCCAUCAGGACAUUGAAACAAUUGUGGUGAAAUUCACCAGCUACCCAGAUUCUGAAGCGCAACUCAAGACUCUUUUACCUCAAAUAACUUCAGCAUUUGGUGCAGAUAAGUUGGUUCUUGAGACAAUUGAUGAACUUAAAAAGCAGCAUCAGAGUUCAGAUGCUACUGUGGUGAGUGGGCUAACGAAGCUCUUUAAGGUCUUGGAAAGGGUGCUCUGUUUUCACUUUUUUGACACAAAAUUAUUUCGCUAAAGUUGCAUCCGUGCUUGGGAAAAAUGACAAUCAAUUAUCCAGAUUAACUGGUGUGAUGAAACUGAAUAUCACGUUGCUAUAAGAUCGUCUUUACGGAAUGAUUUUGCUGAAGGUGUACGGCAGUUUUGGUGGACAAGGAUCAGAAUCCGAAGUGGAAUCCGUCAAAGUUAGAGGAGGUGAAUCAGAGUGAAGUGGAAGCUCUCUUCGAGCCAUUGAGCCCGAACAUUAAGGAGUUGAGUAUGUGACUGACCGACUGGCAUGUGAAAACAGAACCAUUGAAACAUAAUUACCAUUGUGGAAAAUUAAGUUAAAUGAAACUACAUGAGAAGAAAGCACUUUCACUUUCACUUGGACGCUUUUAGUGCUUUUGUACUGUGAUGUGGUUAACUAACAUUGUGAUUCUCCUUACAUUAAAUGGCUCAACUACAAAAGCAUGAGGUCUUUUGUGCCUUAAAACUUAUUCAUGAUUAAGUUGAAGACAAUAUCGAUGUUGAUUAUUA
Malus domestica (apple) is the source of this 6595-nucleotide messenger RNA. The record is from RefSeq and is a predicted model, not a curated record. NCBI's taxonomy places the organism in Eukaryota, Viridiplantae, Streptophyta, Magnoliopsida, Rosales, Rosaceae.